AGACUUAGGCUGGGGCUAUUAUGCCACAUCCAUACAGUGUUACAGAAAAUACGUAACUCUAUUUACUCUCAUAUUGCAAAAACUAAUAAAUUGUAAUCUCUGUUUUUCAGACUGUUAGAUGCAAAAUUAUGGAUUUUUUUCAAAAUUUUAGAAAUAUAUAUAUAUAAUAUGGCAUCAGCUAGUGAAAUCCAGGUUCCAAUAUUGGAUGAGGAAUUAAUACUUUCUGUAAUUAAAGACAUUACAAAUGAGCAAUUUACCGCAAAUGAUUUGAAAACUCCAACUUAUAACAAGUUGUAUCCUGUUUACAGUGGAUUUAUAUGCCAUCUAUUAAACGUGUCAAAUGAACAAAUUUCCCAGGUACCUCUACAUGUUAUGGAAACUGUUGCCCAUCCAGAACUGUGUAUUGAAGAAGCCACUGGACAAUUACUGUUUAUAAAAGCUUUGGAAUAUCUAUUCAAUGCAUGCUGUAUAAACAAUUUUUCUAUGAGUGAUUUGAUUGCACCCACUAAAAAAAGAACUAGAAGGCUGCUCAGUGCAAUUGUCAACUUUGCGCAAUUUCACUUGCAAUAUGAAAGUGUGAAAACUGAAGUGUCAAACAAGUUGGAAACUUUGAUAAAAGAUCAAGAAAUAUAUGCUAAAAGAAGAGAUCAUUUAAAAGAAAAAAUUGCUCUACUCAAAGCUCAAAAGAUUGAGAAACAGAAAGCUGUCCAAGAGAUGAACUUGAGUGCACUGAAAGCUAAACAGCAGGAGACAGAUGCCCUGAAAGAGCAAACACAAAGAAGUAAUCUCGCAGUAAAAAGUGAAGUGGAAGAAUUACAAAAUGUUUUGACUGUGGCCAAAGCCUCGAAGUUAAUUCGUCAAGGCAAAGAGGCUGUAGAAGAGCAUCUUAACCGUGGUCACACGCUGGCUGUAAAAGAGAAGAUAUAUAAUGGCUUUGGUGAGGUUGCACCUUCGGCUUUGAAACUAAUCACCAACAUAAACGAAGAUACAAACGCUUGCAUGGUUGCCACAAGCGAGAUUGAAAAAAUUCGAGAUCGAACAGUUGAACAAUCGAUUAAGUUGAAGAACUUAUCAGCUGACAAACAAAAUCUUCAACGUUUAAUUCAAAGUCAUACAGAGAAACGAGAUCGUUUUACUUCUAAAUACAACAAGAAAAUGGAGAUCUGUAAUGAAACUCAAAAGAAACUAAAUGAAAAAGAAGCUAAAGUACUCUCUGAUGUAAUGGAGAAAAAUGAAAAGUUGAAUCAAAUUCGAAUGGAAAUGAAGAAUUUAACAGAACAGGAAUUACUUGAGCAGAAAGAGCACAAAAGUAUCAUGAAGAUGAUGAAGGACAAACAAAUUACAUUGCAGAAAAAGAUUGCUGUUUACCAUGACAGUAUAGCAACAGAAUGUGGUGAAGUCUCGUACAAACUGGACCAAUUAACAGUGUGCGAUACAGCCACAGUAUCGUCAUGAAUUAUCCCUCAACCAAUCGUAUGUGAAUGAAAGGCGUGUUUGACCAAUCAUCGUGCAACUAAGACAAAGCGUGAACCCAUCAUUAUCCAAGAAAGAAAUAUGUAUACAGCAGCUAUUACAAAUGUGUUGAGACAAUGUGAUGAGCAAAAGAACUUGUCUUUAAUCAGAAUAUGUAUGUAUAUAUAAAUAAUUCUUUCUUAGUAAUGUUGAUAACUAAAUACAGUGAAAUAGUUUUUUUCCGUUGAAAAAAAAACUUUAGAGUCUGCUUUCCAGUUUUGUUAGUUUAGAUUUUUAAAUAUUCCAAAGCAUUUAAGUAUUCAGGCAAAAUACCAAAUGCGUGUUUUUUACUAACAUCUGGCUUUACAGUUGUAGGCACAAUUAAAAGUUAUUUUCACUGCAUAUUUAUAUGUAUAUUUUAUGUUCUAUUCAUGAUUAUUUAUGUUACAACUUUUGUUACAUAUUAUAUAUUCUAUUCAUGAUUAUUUGUGUAAUACAACUUUUGUUGCAAAAAGAUCAACCUCGCGCUUAGAGGAGUAAUGUAGUUUUUUUUAUUGCUAUGUAUCAAAAUGGCAUAAAAUCAUUACCUAUAAAACUACCGUAAUGAUCUGAUUAAGCGCCCAGCAUUUUUUAAGCGCCUCCCUCGAUUAAGCGCCCAGGUAAUUUCCUCAAUGUUCAAUAAGCGCCCAGCACUUAUUAAGCGCCCCCUCGAAUAAGCGCCCACCCGAUAAAAGGGGGCGCUUAAUCGAAGACUACCCUGAGAAACUGAGCGCUUAUUUGAAAAUUUUACUUUCUUAUAUUGAGAACCCUAGAAAGCCUAAGUUUAUUUUUUUACAUCAUUUGUUCAGUUUUAUUUUUCAGGAAAAAACAAAAUUGAAAAUUACCGUUUGUACAAAAUUAGGAAAAAUUUAUAAGCGCCCAGCAUUUUUAAGCGCCCUCCUCGAUUAAACGCCCAUGCAAAAAUUCCAAAAAUCUAAUAAGCGCCCAGGUCGUUUGUUCGGAUCAUUACGGUAUUUGAAUAUAUUAAUACAUAUAAUAUAUAUAUAUAUAUAUAUAGUGCUGUUUAAGCAUAUGCUGCGAUAUAUAUUGUGAUAUAUGUUGCGUUUGAGAGGUUUUUGGAUACAGCUUGUAAAACUAAGCAGGUUGUUUUUUUGAAAAAGAUGUAUUAAAUAAAGACAGUUAUUGGAGGGAUAUGCACCAAUAGUUGGCAACCUUGAUUCCAACGUCAAUGCAGAAGAUACUGGGCUCGAGGUUGUAAGUGUACAUGGAGCACUCCCAUAGUUACUCUAAUACUUUCAAAGUUACUAUUUGCACACUUCUGCUAUUCCGUUCAGACAACGGUCUAAUAAUAUCACACAUACAGAAACCGGUUUUUUUAAAUGGAAAGUUAAUUGUUAAAAGAAAUAUGUUUUUCACAUGCAGAUAUUAAAUUUACUCUACUCAAUAAUUAUUUGUUAAUUGUAUUUUGUUUCUUCUAUUUAUUGUAGAUUUAGUA
This is a messenger RNA of Hydractinia symbiolongicarpus, 2947 nucleotides long. RefSeq lists its product as uncharacterized. The transcript has 18 exons. The record is from RefSeq and is a predicted model, not a curated record. Gene Ontology annotation, cellular component: kinetochore; Ndc80 complex. NCBI's taxonomy places the organism in Eukaryota, Metazoa, Cnidaria, Hydrozoa, Anthoathecata, Hydractiniidae. The coding region runs from base 169 to 1455 and encodes 428 amino acids.